Salmo salar (Atlantic salmon) is the source of this 1069-nucleotide messenger RNA. RefSeq names its product ubiquitin-conjugating enzyme E2 D4. The record is from RefSeq and is a predicted model, not a curated record. NCBI's taxonomy places the organism in Eukaryota, Metazoa, Chordata, Actinopteri, Salmoniformes, Salmonidae.
GGGGAUUUUAACUAACCAUUUUCGUAACCAUAAUGUAAUUACCAUAAUCUCAUACAUUAAUUCCCCAAACCUGCUGCGUAACACGAUCUCCUAACUUGUUACCAAAAGUCAAAUCUGACAAAAGAUGUAUCCCAUCUAGUCAAAACUAACAAAAAGCGGAAACAAAAGAAAUCGCAAAUUUCUAGAAACAAAUUUUUGUGAGCUGGGCAGAGAUACAGGCACACAGCUGACAGCUUUCAGUGUUAACACCAUACACCUAACGCAGGAGGGCUGACAUGGCUUUGAAAAGAAUACAGAAGGAACUACAUGACUUGCAAAGGGACCCUCCUGCUCAAUGCUCUGCCGGACCAGUUGGAGAGGACUUGUUUCAUUGGCAAGCCACAAUCAUGGGACCUACUGACAGCCCAUAUCAGGGAGGAGUGUUCUUCCUCACCAUCCACUUCCCAACAGACUAUCCCUUCAAACCACCAAAGGUAGCCUUCACAACAAAAAUCUAUCACCCAAACAUAAACAGUAAUGGUAGCAUCUGUCUGGACAUUCUGAGGUCACAGUGGUCCCCAGCACUUACAGUUUCAAAAGUUUUAUUGUCCAUAUGCUCUUUGCUAUGUGACCCAAACCCAGAUGACCCUCUAGUCCCAGACAUAGCACACAUCUACAAGCAGGACAAAGAAAAGUACAACAGAUUAGCAAGAGAUUGGACUCAAAAGUAUGCAAUGUAAAGGACUGAAGUUUGAGACAACGGAAGAGCAAAUUAACUUCAUGGACACUUCUGAAAACAGUACUGUUGCCACACCUCAUCCACACUGGUUCAAGAAGAAGUGUUGUAUAUGGGAAGCACCAAAUUAACUGUUUUUAUGCUUUGAAGUCAUUAUUUUCCUUUUGUUUGACGUUCCAAAUGUUGUAACUUAUUAUUCAGUUAUUUCUGAGAUGACCCAUAAAAUAACAGACCAAUUAUGACUCCAUCCCCUCUAUCUUAUAGGUUUUUUCUCCUUUUAGAGAUUUUUAUUGUAUAGUAUAAAGCUAUACUGAAUCUAUUUUUAUUAUUUUGCAUUAAAAAGUUAAACAAAAA